Molecule: messenger RNA, 297 nt
Organism: Hirsutella rhossiliensis
Lineage: Eukaryota; Fungi; Ascomycota; Sordariomycetes; Hypocreales; Ophiocordycipitaceae
Exons: 1
Coding region: 1-297 (98 amino acids)
Source: RefSeq, a predicted model, not a curated record
AUGUGUCGUCUCCUUGUAUUCACCGGCUCCUGCACGCGAUGCGGUGAAACGCAAACAUGGCAAGAACUCUCCCAGCAGCUAUCGUGCCUCGAGGCCAAGAACAACGGCACCUUUGGCGAAUGCGAGAGGGGCGUCUUCGCCGAGCAGCACGCCUUUGACCAAGAGUGCGACUGCUGCGCUGAAGAGGACGAGGGCGUCGGCGACGUCACAGACGAAGACAUAAUCCCGGUGCCCACCGCCAAGCGAGCCGCCGAAUCCGACGAGACACAGCGCGAGCGCAAAAAGCAAAAGACGUGA